AUGCCGCCGGCCGCCGCGCCGUGGUCGUGGGCGUGCUGCGGCCGCCGGAGGAAGAGCGCCGGGGGCGGUGCGGGGGACGGCGACGGCGCCGGCGCGUCGGGGCGGGAGGGGGACCAGUGGACGCUCUUCAUCGACCUGCCCGUGCUGGAGGCCGCCACCGCCGGCUUCUCCGACGGCAACCUGCUCGGCCGCGGCGGCUUCGGCCCCGUCUACAAGGGCGUGAUGGAGGGCGGGCAGGAGAUCGCGGUGAAGCGGCUGUCGCUGGAGUCGCGGCAGGGGGUGCGGGAGUUCCUCAACGAGGUGCGGCUGCUGCUCAAGGUGCAGCACCGCAACCUCGUCUCCCUCCUCGGCUGCUGCGCCGCCGCCGGCCAGAAGAUGCUCGUCUACCCCUACUUCCCCAACGGCAGCCUCGACCACAUCCUCUUCGAACAGUAUACAGAACACAGAAGAACUGCUCUGUUAUCUGAACCUGCACUGAAUCGCUUACUUUCAGACAGGGAGAAGAGGGUGCAGCUAGACUGGCCAAAACGGUACCAAAUAAUCCUCGGACUAGCAAGGGGCCUCCUGUACCUCCACGAAGAGUCUCCGGUGAAGAUCAUCCACAGAGACAUCAAGGCGAGCAACGUGCUCCUCGACGAGAAGCUGAACCCGAAGAUCUCGGAUUUCGGCAUGGCGAGGCUCUUCCUCGAAGACGCCACGCACGUGAACACAUUCAGGAUCUCUGGCACGUAUGGUUAUAUGGCUCCAGAGUACGCGAUGAACGGGUACCUGUCGACCAAGACCGACGUUUUCAGCUUCGGGAUGCUCGUGCUGGAGAUCGUCAGCGGGAGGAAGAACAUCGACCGGCAUCUCGGCGACGAAAAAGUCGACCUGUUGAAUUACACAUGGAAACUGUCAGAGGAAGGGCGGUCACUGGAGAUCGUGGACCCGGGCCUGUCCGGGUGGGACGCCGGCGAGGUGGCGAUGUGCGUCCAGCUCGGGCUGCUGUGCUGCCAGGCCGUCGUGUCGGACCGGCCGGACAUGUACAGCGUGCACCUCAUGCUGUCCAGCGACUCCUUCACGCUGCCCAAGCCCGGGAAGCCGGCGGUCCACGGCCGGGUCGGCCGGUGGAAGAGCACCGCCGGCUCGGCGUCCAGCUCCGCCUCCGGCGCGAACACGAACAGCACUUUCGCCACCGACACGACCAAGGCCUCGACGCUGGGAAACAUUGCUGAAGAUGAAUCCAGGAACUCCAUUUCCAUAUCCUUCACCACUGAAGGCCGGUAA
Messenger RNA from Triticum turgidum subsp. durum (durum wheat), 1266 nucleotides. NCBI's taxonomy places the organism in Eukaryota, Viridiplantae, Streptophyta, Magnoliopsida, Poales, Poaceae. The record is from the annotation of a GenBank genome assembly.